AUGACUGCCGCCAAAGCUGGCGUAAAACCAGAAAAAACCAUGUCGUCGCGACUGAUGACCAUGGGGUUCAUGCAACGCUCUGCAGCCGCCAAUAAAUCCAGAGCCCCAGCAGAAGGAACUCGAACCCCGGAAUCGAAGCGCACCAGACUUUCCACCGAAGCUUCCCCAGAACCCGCCGCAAAACCAUCCUCAGAUCUCGAAGCAAUCUCAGCUGCCAUUGCCGCGGAGGAGGAAAAGCGCAGGGAAGCAUUGUCAAAACAAGCCGCGGAAGCCGGGGAUACAGAAUGGGUUCUUGACUAUCCGGGUGUGCAGCAAGCUGCACGGCCGAUCGUUGUCACUGCUGGGUCGUUGGAUGACGAGGACGAUGAUGAGAGUUAUGGGGGCAGACAGACUUAUGGGAACUUUAAGCGCAAGAAGACGGGUGUGGCAUAUGGAAAUCCUGGCGAAGAGGAGUUGAACGAAGCUCAGCUGGAGGAGAAGAGUAAACUCAGGGCUGAAAUGAAGCAGGAGGCCAAACAUUCGGGCGGUAUAUCAGGAGGAGGAGGCCGUGGAGGUUUUUCUGGAAACAGCGCGCAAAAGAAACGCAAGCACAAAUAA
Messenger RNA from Aspergillus ruber CBS 135680, 597 nucleotides. RefSeq lists its product as uncharacterized. The record is from RefSeq and is a predicted model, not a curated record. The transcript is spliced from 3 exons. Lineage: Eukaryota; Fungi; Ascomycota; Eurotiomycetes; Eurotiales; Aspergillaceae. The coding region runs from base 1 to 597 and encodes 198 amino acids.